This is a messenger RNA of Lizanozyma spartinae, 1191 nucleotides long. RefSeq lists its product as uncharacterized. NCBI's taxonomy places the organism in Eukaryota, Fungi, Ascomycota, Pichiomycetes, Serinales, Debaryomycetaceae. Gene Ontology annotation, molecular function: zinc ion binding; sequence-specific DNA binding. The transcript has a single exon. Gene Ontology annotation, biological process: regulation of DNA-templated transcription. The record is from RefSeq and is a predicted model, not a curated record. Bases 1 to 1191 code for a protein of 396 amino acids.
AUGAGUGAGAACACAAUUGCAACUUUGGAAGCUAACUAUGAGAACAAAUUACCCUCUUUUUCCUCUUUGGUUCUAUCAUUCUCAAGUGGUUCUGACAGCAGCUCCGAUCAUUCCAUAAGAAAAGAUGUGCUAACAAAGUCUAACUUAUAUGGUAGAUCAGCAUCUACUACACCUUUAACACUUCAAGCUCCACAUACAAUGAGCAUCGGUUCUUUGAAUUCCGUUUACUUUGAUGGCAAGUCACCUUUCAAAAAGGUUGCACUGACUGAUAUUGUCAAUGCAAGUAGAACACCUUUGGAGUGUAAGUUCCCCAUGACCGCCUUUUCCCUGUCACCGAAUUAUUCCGUAACACCAGUUCAGCAACAGCGCUCGGGUACUGAAAUUGAUCCACUUCACUGCAAUACUUCAUCGCUUUCUGAAAUAAUAAGAAUCACUCCUAAAGGUCCUAUUGAUUUUGAUGGUUCAUUAAAAACAUUUCCCAAGAGAACAGGAUUUGUUAGAAAUGAUUAUUCGGACACAUUUAAGCAGUUGAUGACUUCAUUGGAUGGCGUUGGUGUAUUUCAAGAGAGAGUUCAAAGAGUAAUAGGGAAAUCGGAUUGCAGUAAUCUAUACCCCAACACUACCAGAUUUGACGAAAGUAGCUUUGCAAAUGUUUUAUUUAAUGAAAUCACAAUGGAAAACAUUGAUAAUACGCUUUCUUCCUUACAAGAAGCACUUAAAGUGUGUCACAGAUUGAAGUCCGAGAGAAUUAAGUAUGAACAGGAAUCGAAACAAAAGGAAAAUGCCAGAAGGCUUUCAUCUCUCAUUGAACUUCGAUCCCCCAUACGGCUGAAGGUGAAAAAAACCAAACAUAAUCACCCUAAUCGAAGAAACUCUGCACUUGAUAUACCGGGGCUCGACGUUAUACCACUAACUGUUAAUCGGGUUAAAGUGGAAGACUGGGAAAAAUAUAAUCUACAACAACAAGGUGGUUUAAAUGUUGAGCUUAGUAUCAAGAGAAAAGUUGUAUGUUUACAUUGUGGUAUUAAGUCAACUCCGGAGUGGAGAAAGGGUCCAGAUGGAAACCGUAGUCUCUGUAAUGCCUGUGGGUUAUUUUUCACCAAGUUGGUUAAGAAACAUGGCAAUGAUUCAGCUGCCAGAAUUCUUAGAGAGAGAAAGGAGGAGAAUAGGAUAUUAGACCGCAGAGUCUAG